Messenger RNA from Saccostrea echinata, 1566 nucleotides. RefSeq lists its product as uncharacterized. The coding region runs from base 1 to 1566 and encodes 521 amino acids. Gene Ontology annotation, molecular function: zinc ion binding; ubiquitin-protein transferase activity. The record is from RefSeq and is a predicted model, not a curated record. Lineage: Eukaryota; Metazoa; Mollusca; Bivalvia; Ostreida; Ostreidae. Gene Ontology annotation, cellular component: chromatin; nucleoplasm. The transcript has a single exon. Gene Ontology annotation, biological process: positive regulation of DNA-templated transcription.
AUGGCAUACGUAAAAAGAAUUUCUCAAGACACCCAAAGUGAUGGGGAUAUAAAAUGUGAAGUUCAUAAACCCUUGAUCCUGAACUGUUUUUGUAAAUCGUGUGACGUUUUAGUGUGCAUGGACUGUAUUUUAAAUCUUCACAAGUCACACGAUUGGUGCAAAGUUAGCGAUAUCGUUACUAUAAAAAAAUACGAACUCUCGGAAAAUUUGCGUCAAAUUCAAAGAGAUCACCUUCGUCUUUUGUCGGCAAGUAUUUCCAAUACCAAAAGGGCUACCAAUGAUAUAAGUGACCAGUUGGCAAGAAUUGACGCUCAGGGCGACAAAAUAAUAUCCAUUGUGCGGGACAUCCAAGAAAAAUUGAAACAGAAUUGUAGGGAUAAAGUCAAAUUAUCUAGAAAUGCAGUUGGAAAGGCAGAAUCCGACAAGAUUUAUUUAGAGAGCGUCCGACGGAUUUGCGCAGAGAAAUCAAAAUCUGGAUCUGAUGCAGAAAUAAUACUAGCUAAUCGCAAUUUGAAGAUGGCAAUGGAUGAAUAUUCGCCCGAUAACUUUCGGAAACAGAUGGUAUCGUGGUCUUUCGAGCAAGGAAACAUUGAUAAAGAUCUUCUGGCAGACAUGUUUGGGCGAUUUACUCCUAAAGAAAGUAUCUAUGAAAAGACACCAUUAAAGCGACCAGUCGAUGUUAAAACACCAAGGUCUGCACAUCGACCACGUGAUCAAGAGAUGGACUUUAAGAUCACCUUUGAUGUUAUUUCCAUAUUUAGGCACGGAAUAUUUGAUAUACAGUCAAUAUGUCCAAUUGCAGAAAAGGCAUGGAUCCAUCAACGAGAAGGCCAUACGAACGCUUUGGUGGACAAAGAUGGAGAGGUCAUCAAAAAGCUUAACUUCCACUUCAUUGUAAAUUCAUUCAGUAAAACACGCGAUGGAACGUUGUUUUGUGCAGACUUCCGCAACAAAAGCAUUUACAGAGUAAUAUCAUCCGACGGUUCUAUCGUGAAGUUGUUUGAAACAAAAAAGCUACGUCCAACAAGUGUUUCUUUAACCCAUGAUGGUCAUCUUUUAGUCAGCUUGGUGGACAAGUUUGAAUUCAUACUUUCCAGGCAAAGCCAAAGAAAAAUAUCAAAAAUGAAAAUGGAUGGAAUAGAGGUUCAAGUUUAUGGAACAGAAAACUUAUUUACAGCACCAAGAAAGGCCGUCGAAAACGGAAACCGAGAUAUCUGCGUCAUUGAUGUUUUAGGGGAAAAUAAGGGUCGUUUGUGCGUUCUGGAUAGUGAUGGCCGUCUGAAGUUUAUUUAUAAAGAAUACAACAAGAAGGCGCCUCUUUGGGACCGCUGGGUGGUUGAUAUAUCUGCAUGGGACGUGUGCUGUGAUGAUCGCCAUAGAAUCAUUGUUAGUGGCUGUCAAAGUCGUGAGGUUCGAUUUAUCGAUAGUUACGGGAAGCUGUUGGAGAAAUUCGUCACGACUGGGCACGGUCUCGACAAGCAUCCUAUUUGUCUGGGCGUUGAUCACUACACCUUGUGGUUAGGAUUUGAGGAAGGUCACGUCAUGGUGUUUAAGUAUGAUCAAUGA